Brenthis ino (lesser marbled fritillary) is the source of this 1170-nucleotide messenger RNA. NCBI's taxonomy places the organism in Eukaryota, Metazoa, Arthropoda, Insecta, Lepidoptera, Nymphalidae. The record is from the annotation of a GenBank genome assembly.
AUGGCAGUUUGCGGAUUAAGGACUAUAUUACUUAUUGUCUGUAUAUUGGAAUUGAUAGUAACAAUACAGAGGCAAGUGUUUGAUUUCCUUGGAUACAUGUGGUUGCCAAUUAUUGCCAACUUUGUCAACAUAAUCUUAAUAAUAUUUGGUUCAUUUGGGGCAGUACAAUACGUAACAAAGUAUCUUUUGGCUUAUGCAAUAUGGAGUUUUAUGUGGUUAACAUGGAAUAUAUUUCUAAUAUGCUACUACCUCAAUCUUGGUAUCCUUAAUAGGGAAAGUGGAUUACUAUCCUUGGGCACUGGCAGUGUGAGUUGGUGGGAAGGAAAUGGUUGGGGAUGUCAACCAGUUUGGGGAGAGGCAGAUGGGCCAGGCACUUGGAGACCAGCAAGAGUAGAAGGUUGCUUCUUCCAAUGGCAAUAUGUUGAAUUAGGACAGUCUGCAGUUGCUUCAGUACUUACAGCCACAGCCUUGCCACUUACAAUUCUAUUAGCAUAUAAGUCAUUUAAAAAACAUAAGACUGUUCCAGAUAAAGGAACACUAUCACGCCGUCAAGUUUACACAAUAGAAUUAAGUCCCACCGAAACAAAUGUAAGUAGUGAAAGCUCUCUCAAACCAAUGACACCUCGAAGAGUGAAACGUCGGUCAGGUUCCCGCGGCGCCGGUUCUUCCGUGCGGAGAUCACGUCGAUCCUAUCGCAACGCCGGCUACUUAUCUUCAAACGCAUCUCUGCCUCACGAUUCUAGACCGUCUCGACCUACGUCAGCUCAUUCUUCAUACUCCAACUUCCACGGUGCGAGGCCUUCCUCAUACCACCCAGAAAGGGAGCAAAUACCGAAUACUCAAGACUACCCGCCACCACCGGUUGAGUCAAUACCAAUAAUCACAAAUAGGUGUGACACAAUACGACGUCCGAAGAACCAAUCUGGGCGUGACGUGGUCGGGCCUUACAAUGAACCACCGAGGACUUUUGAAACGUCCACAUACAGCAACAUAGGGUAUGAGACGGCCAGCUACGAGAACAGGGUAGUAGAGAGGGAGAGUGCUGCGUGCGAGUCGUACGAGGCGUGGGAGCCGCCCGCGCCGCCCUACGGCACUCCGCAGGCGCCCGGCCCGCCCGCCUACCAGCCCGCCUAUCCGUCCAACGACACGCACACCUAUAACAUGGUACCU